GUAAAUCUUUAUUAUUAUUUUCCUCAUCCAGGACGUCAUCCAGUCUGUGAUUCUGCGUUUCUAACUUGGCGUCAGCACGAGAUCAUAAAAAUAUUGCAAAAAUUUCGAUAAUCACAAACCACGAAACUAAUAACUAGAGCUUCAGAUAACCAAGCUUUGCUGAGGCUUCGAUAUGGGAGCUGUAUUAGCACUUUGUACAGCCGGGCAGUUGGCCUGCUGCUGCGGAAGUGCAGCAUGCAGUUUGUGCUGUUCGGCAUGUCCAUCUUGCAAAUCGUCUACUUCUACCCGUAUCAUGUACGGUGUUAUCCUGAUUUUGGGCACCAUAGUUGCCUGCAUAACUCUGUCGCCAGGCCUCCAGGAAACAUUAGCAAAUGUGCCAUUCUGCUCCAACUCAACUCGAAUUUUGCCGAAAGAGAUUACGAUUGAUUGCUCUGCUGCCGUUGGAUACUUGGCCGUAUAUAGAAUUUGCUUUGCUAUGUGUUGCUUCUUUGCCCUUAUGGCUGUCAUUAUGAUCGGCGUUAAAUCUGGAAAGGACCCUAGAGCUGGCAUACAAAAUGGUUUUUGGGGAAUAAAAAUUCUGAUCAUCAUUGCUGCUGCUGUUGGAGCAUUCUUCAUCCCAGAAGGAUCUUUUGCCCCAACUUGGAUGUGGUUCGGAAUGAUUGGAGGCUUCUUGUUCAUCCUGGUCCAAUUAGUGCUCCUGGUCGACUUUGCCCACAGCUGGGCUGAAGAUUGGGUUGCUCGCUACGAGGAAACCGAGUCCAGAGCAUGGUACUGCGGUCUCUUCACUGCCACCAUCCUCUGCUAUGCUCUGGCCGUCACUGGAUUCACCCUCCUGUUUGUGUUCUUCACUCAUGCUGAUGGUUGCGGAUUGAAUAAGUUCUUCCUCUCAUUCAACCUGAUCCUCUGCUUUGCUGUCAGCGUGGUUUCCAUCUUGCCUGCUGUUCAGGAGCGCCAGCCGCGAUCAGGCCUGCUUCAGGCCUCUGUUGUCACUCUCUAUGUCACAUACUUGACCUGGUCCGCCCUGAGCAACCAGCCUGAUAGGUCCUGCAACCCUCGUCUUGGAGAAAUUUUGGCCCCUGGCCAAAACAACAAAACCAGUGGAACAAACUUUGACGCUGAAUCGAUCGUUGGACUACUGAUUUGGAUGGGAGCUGUACUGUACUCCAGCAUUCGCACUGCCUCCAACCACUCCAAACUAGCAAUGUCAGAACACGUUUUGGUCAAGGACAAUGGAGCUUCAGAUUCUGGACAUGAGCCCAUUGUUGGAGAUGAUGGUGAAGACACAGAAUCUGGUGGUCACCGUGUGUGGAACAACGAGGAGGAUGGUGUUGCCUACAACUGGUCAUUCUUCCACUCCAUCUUUGUCCUGGCCACUCUCUAUGUCAUGAUGACCCUGACGAAUUGGUUCUCUCCCAACUCUUCCCUGGAAACUUUGAAUUCAAACAUCGCCUCAGUAUGGGUGAAGAUGAUCUCCAGUUGGCUCUGCAUUGCGCUGUACUCAUGGACGCUGGUGGCCCCCAUUGCACUGCCCGAUCGAGACUUUGACUAAUUUAGUUGUGUUGGGAGGACUGAUAGAGGUAAAGAUACGUUUAAGGGGCGGCGCCACUAGAAGGUUAAUUUCUGCUUAACUUUUUCAUUUUGUUUAAGUAAUCAAGUAAAUUAAUAUUCAUCCUUCUUCAACUCGUAGCAUGAAAAUUCUCUGUGCAUGCUUUAAGUGGAAAGUUCAUAACUAAAAUUGAGUAAUCUACUAGUUCAUGUGUAUCAUAAUAUAUUGUGCAAGACAGAUGUCGAUUGACAAAUUCUUUGAAUGUAAUAAAGUAAAAUAGUAGUCCGUGUAAA
Messenger RNA from Cloeon dipterum, 1839 nucleotides. It is a transcript of the gene TMS1, whose product is annotated as serine incorporator TMS1. Lineage: Eukaryota; Metazoa; Arthropoda; Insecta; Ephemeroptera; Baetidae. Gene Ontology annotation, cellular component: membrane. Bases 173 to 1549 code for a protein of 458 amino acids. The transcript is spliced from 10 exons. The record is from RefSeq and is a predicted model, not a curated record.